CCCUUCUCACCAGACGAGAUCUGAUCUCUGGCACACAAGUCACUUAGUUGGUUAAUACGCAAUGCAUUCCACCAACUCCCACAGACGCUGGAGCGUCAUCUUCCUGCUGGCAACAUCCUUCCUACAACAUACGCUUUCCGAGAGUCAAAGUUCGCCGCGUUAUCUGCAAAACAUUGACAUCAGCAACAAUGCCAGCAUCAACAACAACGAGAGACUGCAGCAGAUCCUCAAAGGAGCCGGAGCCGGCUCCACGCAAAUUAAUUGGCCACAACGCUCCAAGCAGGCCACACCCGACGUUAAGACUGAGUUAGCCAAACUAAAUACCACCUAUAUCUACCAGAAUGCCUGGCCAGCGAACAAUGUGAAGCUGGGCGCUGUGACAGCCGUGAGCUUCGACAAGGCCGGCAAUGUGGUCAUCUUCCAUCGAGUGGACCGCAUCUGGAGCCAGGACACCUUCGACCAAGGCAAUCAGUAUCGGGAGAAGUACCGCGGACCUAUUCGAGAGAGUACUGUUCUGGCACUGGAGCCUGCAACCGGCCGCGUCCAAUACGAUUGGGGCAAAAACUUCUUUUACAUGCCACACGGCCUGACUGUGGAUCCCGAGGACAAUGUCUGGCUGACGGAUGUUGCCAUGCACCAGGUGUUCAAAUUUGCAGCACGCGGCGCUGGCAACAAGCCACUGCUGACGCUUGGUGUGGCCUUCCAGCCGGGCUCCGGCAAGAAGUUCUGCAAACCCACGUCAGUGGCCAUCCUGGACAACGGGGAUUUCUUUGUGGCGGAUGGCUACUGCAAUGCCCGCAUCCUCAAGUACUCCAAGGCGGGCGAGCUGAUACUGACAUGGGGCCAGAACUCCUUUGCCGGCGUCUCCUAUGAUGUGGCUCCACAGAACUACUUUGCUAUUCCGCAUGCCCUGACUUUGGUCCCAGAGUUGGAGCUGCUGUGUGCCGCCGACCGGGAGAACGGACGGGUGCAGUGUUUCUACUCGAGCAACGGCACCUUCCACUCCCAGUACCAUAAUCAACUGAUUGGCGAUCGACUGUUCAGCAUGGCUUAUACCCCGGCAGCAGGUGGAGAACUGGUCAUUGUCAAUGGUCCCAACGCUGAGUUGGGCUUCCAUCCGGAUCAUUAUAACGAAGUGCAUGGCUUUGUGAUGAGCAUGCGGAACAGGCAAUUGGUCUCCAAAUUCGGGCCAAACAAUUUGGAAUUCAAGAAUCCCCACGAUGUGGCCGUAACAGCCGAUGGUAAUGAGAUCUAUGUGGCCGAAUUGAAUCCCAUGCGCAUCCACAAGUUCUUGCACAAAUCCCUGGCCAAGCCCAUGUCACUGUCGGCCACAAAGGAUGCCCAAAGUAUUAGUGGUGUGCCCGCCGAAGCACCGGCAACAGGAGCGGACGCUAGCCAGACGACGAGACACCAUCCCAGUGGCAAGGCCGUACUGGUAGCCUCGUUAAUGCUGAUAUUUGCCGGCUCCACCUUUGCGCUGGCCCUGCUCAUGGCCAGGCGGCGAAAACGAGGUAAUCAAGCCAUCAGCAGCGCUGCCCCGCCGAGCGAUCUGGUGUACCGCAAGCUCACUGCGUCCACCCAGAGUUGUCUGCCUUUUGGCGCCCGCAGUCGGCGUCAUGCCUGGGAGAAGGCCGAGGGCUUCAAGCUGGGUGGACUGCUGGACAGGGACCGCAACGGCUUCGAGAAGCUCGACCAGCAGGCCAGCGAUGAGGAGCAGGAGACUCUGGCGAGUGGGGCCCCAUACGCCUAGACAGGACCAAGACUUAUGUACAUCUAACUGAAAAAUCAUUCCUAGCCUAGUUCUAGCUCUAACUACCUGUACCUCAAAGAUUCCACUUAGUUGUACACACUCUUUUUAUAUGUUCUUCGAUUUUAGUUCUGUUCUCCCUGUCGACAUAAUUUGAUAUAUUUGAAUGCAUUUUCCUAUUGCGGUUGCGCUCAAUCCUUUUGAUUUGCCAAACGGGAAUAUAGUCUUAUGAAACAUCA
This is a messenger RNA of Drosophila pseudoobscura, 1986 nucleotides long. It is a transcript of the gene Pal1, whose product is annotated as Peptidyl-alpha-hydroxyglycine-alpha-amidating lyase 1. NCBI's taxonomy places the organism in Eukaryota, Metazoa, Arthropoda, Insecta, Diptera, Drosophilidae. Gene Ontology annotation, biological process: peptide metabolic process. Gene Ontology annotation, molecular function: catalytic activity; protein binding. Bases 62 to 1750 code for a protein of 562 amino acids. The transcript is spliced from 6 exons. Gene Ontology annotation, cellular component: membrane; extracellular region. The record is from RefSeq and is a predicted model, not a curated record.